Molecule: messenger RNA, 443 nt
Organism: Camellia sinensis
Lineage: Eukaryota; Viridiplantae; Streptophyta; Magnoliopsida; Ericales; Theaceae
Source: RefSeq, a predicted model, not a curated record
CCGACCGGGCGAACACCGUGCCUCUCUGUCUUCUCAGCGCACUGGUGGACGUCCGGGACAUCUUGCACUAUGACUGGGGCGGCGCUGCUCUGGCCACCCUGUACGGCUAUAUGAGCUCGGCUUCUUGUGGCAGCGGCCAGCUGCUCGGAGGUUACUGGCGAGCUUGGGAGUUGUGGGUUUACGCCUACUUCCCUAGGCUUGCACCCGUACCAGUCGCGGAGCCUCCUCCGGCUGUCCCGUUCUCGAGUCGCUUUGACGGGAGAUGCACCCGGCGACCACGGGAGACGUUCGGCUUCUUCCGCCGAUAUUUUGACACCAUCACCCCCACAGAGAUCACAUGGCGGCCAUGGGCUUCGCUGCCGUCGGCGAUGCGGGGUCGGUUCCCUGGUGCUGAGGAGACCUCGCGUUUUCCGGAUUUUGCUAGAGGGUCCGGUUUCUUCUAG